AUGCUUUGGUCAUCCCUACUAACUGAGUUCGACCGUCUUGACUCAGCAAAUCCAAGUCCUCCAAUAAAUCAAAACCAGGCGCACCAUUUCUCAACUCUACCUCUCCGGAAACUGUCACAAUCAUAAUUGAACAGUCAUGGACCCAUUAUCAGCCCUUCGAGACUUCACAAUCCGCGGCGAGGCCGACAAAAUCAUCAGAAUCAACGACGAAUUUCGCUUCGCCAACGACUACUCUUUCCCUUACAAUGCUAAAACCGCCUAUCGCUCUCAUCAAGGUAGUCUCUACACUCUCGAAACCCUUGUUUACUUCAUCCAAAACCCUCACCUCAAACACACCGAUUAUUUGCAACACGCACGCGCCGCCGGUGUCCCCUCCAUCACCUUCGUCGACCGUAAACCCCUCUUCGAGUAUCUCACCGGUAAACUCAACACCAACGAUUCUAUUGUUUUCCCUCUUCCCCAAAACCCUAACCCUAAUUCUGAUAUUGAAAUUAAUCUCCCGCUUGUUGAUUCUUAUAAUGUUAUUAAUAAUGUUGAUGCUGACGUGGUAAUGGGUGAUACUGAUAAUAAUAAUAAUGUUAAUGUUAAUGUUAUAGAAGAGAGCUUGAUUAGCAUGAUUAAUUCAAUGGAGAGGCCAGUUAAAGAUAGGGAAGCUUUAUUAGAGUGUAAAAGUAAAGAUUUCUAUGGUGUUUUAGUAGCGUCUACUCGGCGCGAAGAGGAACGGCAGAGAAUUGAAUCACAACAGAGGAAAGAUGGGUUAGUUGCUAAGAGUAGAUUGAUGGGGACCGAGGAUAGAGGAGGGUAUGCUGGCGGAGGUGGCGGUGGUGAUGAUAUGGGUUAUGAUGCCAAUUCGAAAUCGAAGAUGUUGCAUUUGAAGGGUGGGCGAUUUGGGGAAGGUGUGCCGAUUAUUUUAGUUCCGAGUGCUUUUCAGACUUUGAUUACUAUUUAUAAUGUGAAGGAGUUUCUGGAGGAUGGUGUUUAUGUUCCUACUGAUGUGAAGGUUAAAAUGAAAGGGGCUAAACCGGAUUGUGUUACUGUUCAGAAGAAGUUUAGCACUGAUAAACAAAGAGUUAUGACUGCUUAUGAGAUUAGGGAUAAACCCUCUGCUCUUAAGCCUGAGGAUUGGGAUCGAGUUGUGGCUGUUUUUGUGUUGGGGAAAGAAUGGCAGUUUAAAGAUUGGCCUUUUAAGGAUCAUGUUGAGAUAUUUAAUAAAAUCAUUGGAUUUUUCAUGCGGUUUGAAGAUGACAGUAUAGAAUCAGCCAAGACUGUGAAGCAGUGGAAUGUAAAGAUCAUCUCGAUAAGCAAAAACAAGAGACACCAGGACAGGGCUGCAGCUUUGGAGGUCUGGGACAGAUUAGAAGAAUUUGUGCGCUCUCGUUCACAUUCUUGAGGACCACAGUUGUAUUUGAUAAUUCCAAAUUUUGGUAUCAACAUAGAAACAUGAUCAAGACAAUACGAGCUGUGCGUUGUGGUUUUGCCCUGCGAAAGAGCGGGAAGGAUGCUUUGUUCUGCAUUCAUGGAGAUGUCUACGGUUCAUCCAUUUUUGCCUUUGGUCAAGUCUAUUGCAUUGGCUUGUUGCGGCCUACUAGGUCGAUUUUGACGAUCCCUUUUUUUUUCAAUGUAUUUUUCUGUGUAAUAUUAUAGAAGACGAAAAUGAUGUUGACUAUUGUACAGAUGUUUUGUUAUUAACAAAAUAAUGAAUAACCUCAGUUCAUAUGCA
Molecule: messenger RNA, 1720 nt
Organism: Mercurialis annua (annual mercury)
Lineage: Eukaryota; Viridiplantae; Streptophyta; Magnoliopsida; Malpighiales; Euphorbiaceae
Product: protein CDC73 homolog
Exons: 4
Coding region: 137-1390 (417 amino acids)
Biological process (GO): positive regulation of transcription elongation by RNA polymerase II; transcription elongation by RNA polymerase II
Cellular component (GO): Cdc73/Paf1 complex
Molecular function (GO): RNA polymerase II complex binding
Source: RefSeq, a predicted model, not a curated record